This is a messenger RNA of Zerene cesonia (dogface butterfly), 6236 nucleotides long. RefSeq lists its product as uncharacterized. The record is from RefSeq and is a predicted model, not a curated record. Gene Ontology annotation, molecular function: 5'-nucleotidase activity. NCBI's taxonomy places the organism in Eukaryota, Metazoa, Arthropoda, Insecta, Lepidoptera, Pieridae. Gene Ontology annotation, biological process: AMP catabolic process. The transcript is spliced from 8 exons. Bases 118 to 5388 code for a protein of 1756 amino acids. Gene Ontology annotation, cellular component: plasma membrane.
CCGUGCACCUAACCUAAAACAAGCAGUCGCGUGCCGACCGCCAAAGACGGCGGACGUGUUUUGUUUUAUUUAAAAAAUACCUCGUGGACUGACCGCGUGCAUCACAAAGUUAUAAUUAUGGCCCGCCUAUCUCAACUCACAGCGGUGAUAGCUGUGGUUAUAUCCAUAUCAUCUAGCAGUAUCGUCACAUCACCAAACAAGAAGGAUGGCACCUUCGAGCUGCUGAUCCUGCACAAUAACGACAUGCACGCGCAUUUCGAGCAAUCCUCCCAGCUCAGUGGGGCAUGCACAACCGCUGACAGGGACGCUGGAAAGUGCUAUGGAGGAUUCCCGAGAGUUGCUCAUGUAGUAAAAGAGGCUAGAAAGGCAGCAGCCUCCGGCGAAGGUCCGCCCGUAUUAUAUCUCAAUGCUGGUGACACUUACACGGGAACCGCUUGGUUCACGAUAUACAAAUGGAAGAUUGCUGCAGAAUUCCUAAACGCAUUACAACCUGAUGCCGUUUCUCUCGGCAAUAACGAAUUUGACGAGGAAAAUAAAAGCAUUUCACAUUUCCUUCAAAAUUUGGAUUCAAUCAUAAUUGCUACAAAUGUCAUAGUAAAUGUACCAGAGGCUCAAAACAAAAUAAAGAAAUCAUCUAUUAUUAAUAUUGAUGGGACUCUAGUUGGUAUUGUUGGAUAUCUUACACCCGAGUCUUCAGUUUUAGACAGCGAAGGAAAAAUAGAAUACAUAGACGAAGUUUUGGCACUAACAGAAGAAGUAACAAAGCUGAAAAAAGAAAACGUUAAAAUUAUUAUAGCUUUAGGUUAUUCUACGUCAAAAAAUAUUGAAAUAGCUCAAGAAGUAGACGGAAUUGAUUUGAUUAUAGUUGGAAAUCAAAACAAGUACCUAACAAAUGGAACUGUAUUGAAUGAUGGUAUAGAAGAUACUGAAAAUUUAAGAAUUGUGUUACAAAGUUCCGGCAAACGUGUCCCUAUCAUUAAAUCGUAUGCUUAUUCGAAGUACUUGGGAAAGAUAAAUCUAGCAUUUGAUAAUCAUGGAGAGCUAUUCCACUUUAAUGUAGAUUAUCUUCUUCUUGAUAAUUCAAUUCCACAAGAUUAUGAGGCCUUACGUAUGACCAACAACGUAGAAAAAGAUUUAGCAUUCAACUCGAUGAUUCUUGGGCAGACAGCAGUUGUACUCGAUGGAACUUCCUGUAAAAGUGAAGAAUGUAAUCUCGCUAAUUUACUCACUGACGCUAUAAUACAAUAUUAUGCCAGUAGAUUUGAAGGCGAGCGUUGGACUGACGCGCCAAUUGCUAUUAUCCAUGGUGGCGCUUUAACCGGUAGGAUUGCUCCUGAGAAAAGACCCGGUGAUAUAACAAGAAGUGAUUUAUAUUCUGUUAUAACUUCGUCCAGCAAUUUAGUAGCCGUUACAAUGAACGGAAAAAUAUUGAACGAAGCUCUUGAACAUUCAGUUUACAGUUACACAACUGCAGGUUCCGAAGGAUUUCUACAGUUUUCUGGUGUAAGAGUAACAUACGAUUUUAAUAAAGACCCAGGGUCGAGGAUUAUUAAUGCCGUAGCUCGUUGUUGGAAUUGUGCUAUUCCUGAAUUUUACGAAAUUGAAGAUAACAGAGACUAUAAAGUUAUAAUGCCUUCUUCGUUAGCUAAUGGAGAAUUGGGUUAUUCCAUGUUUACAAACCUACCAAGAGUAAAUCUUAAUUAUGAUGAAUUUACUUGUGUUACGGAAUUUAUGUCAACAAGAAGUCCGGUGUACCCAGAAAUAGCUGAUCGCAUAAAUCUACUGAACACUGAUACAUCUCUUGGAAACCAUGAAUUCGAUAAUGGAAUAGCUGGUUUGUUGCCGUUUAUUGCCAACUUGACUUGUCCUAAUCUUGCUGCAAAUCUCGUCCUCGAUGAAGAACCGGAAUUAAUGGCCGAACCAAAAUUGAGAAAUUCUGUAGUUUUUGAUGUGAAUGGUGUAAAAGUAGGAGUAGUAGGAUACUUAACACCAGAUACACAAUUUCUUGCAGUAAGAAAUAAAGUCAAAUAUAUAAGUGAAGUCACUGCAAUUAAAAAUGAAGUUAAGAAACUACAAAGCGAAGGAGUUAAAAUAUUAAUUGCAUUGGGACAUUCAGGUUUUACAAAGGAUUUAGAAAUAGCAAAAGAAGUAGAUGGUAUAGAUUUAGUCAUUGGAGGUCACACAAAUACUUUUUUAUGGAAUGGACCACCUCCCGAUUCCGAAGUUCCUAUUGGGCCUUACCCAAAAAUAGUUAAACAAAAUUCUGGACGAAACGUUCCUGUCGUACAAGCAUACGCAUAUACUAAAUACUUAGGUUACUUGCGUUUGAUAUUUAAUUCGGAAGGUGAAAUCAUAAACAUUCGGGAUACUAAUCCAGUUUUGUUAAAUAACAAUAUUCCUCAGGACCCGGAAGUUUUGUCCAUCGUAAAUAAAUAUCGCGGCGAAGUAAUGAAAGUUUCUGAAGUAAUCGUAGGUAGCACUCUAGUUUUUUUGGAUGGACAAACAUGUCGAUUAAGAGAAUGUAAUAUGGGUAAUUUAAUCACUGAUGCUAUAGUACGUAAGUAUGCGUCGGAAUAUACGGGCGUAGGUUGGACUGACACUCCAAUAGCAGUUUUACAAGGAGGUGGAAUACGAGCAUCUAUAAAUAAUAUUAAUAAAAUAAGUAAUAUAACUAUAGGUGACCUACUUACCGUGAUGCCGUUUGAUGACAGAGUUGUAAAGGUCACAAUGAACGGUUCAGACAUACGUAAAAUGUUGGAGCAUUCAGUUUCUCAAUAUAAUCUUAUUCGCGCUCCAGGCCAAUUUCUACAAGUUUCUGGUAUGCGUGUAGAAUAUGACUUAAAAAAGAAACCUGGCCAAAGACUCUUAAAAGCUCUUACCUUAUGUGGUAAUUGCAAAAUACCAAUUUUUGCACCAUUGAAUGACAGUGCUUCUUAUAAUAUACUCAUAAAUGGAUUUUUGUCAAUGGGUGGUGAUGGUUACAUAUCUCUUGGAAAUCACGAGUUCGAUCAUGGAGUCAGCGGAUUAACACCAUUUAUAGAAAAUUUAACAUCUCCAGUGUUAGCUGCAAAUCUCGUGCUCACUAAAGUACCCGAAUUAGAGGCUGAAUCCAAUUUAAGAAAAUCUAUUGUGUUUAACAUAUCUGGAACACCUAUUGGAGUUAUCGGUUACCUAACACCUGAGACAAAAAAAUUAGCUGUAAAAAAUAAUGUCGAAUAUAUAGACGAAAUAAUCGCAUUGAAAAAAGAAGUGGAAAAUCUAAAAAAUGAAGGUGUAAAUAUAAUUAUAGCUUUAGGACAUUCUGGAUAUUUAAAAGAUAUUGAAAUCGCAAAAACAGUAGAUGGUCUGAAUCUAGUCAUUGGAGGACAUACGAAUACUUUUCUCUGGAAUGGUACAAGUCCAGAUUCUGAGAAAAUAAUAGGUCCAUACCCCACAUACGUCACACAAGCUUCAGGAAAACAAGUACCUGUAGUUCAAGCUUAUGCUUAUACUAAAUACCUCGGUAAACUUCACAUGGUGUUUAACAACAACGGAGAACUUCUAAGCGCAGACGGCAAUCCAAUUCUAUUGGAUAAUUCCAUCCCUCAAGAUCCAGAAGUUUUGGAAAUAAUAAAUCGCUACAGGAAAAAAGUUCUAAAUUUAACAGAGGAAGUGAUCGGUACUACCUUAGUUGUUCUAGAUGGCCAUAGUUGUCAACACAAAGAAUGCAAUCUUGGUAAUUUAAUUGCCGAUGCCAUGAUUUAUAAGUACGUUACAGAAUAUAGAGGAGAAUAUUGGAGUGAUACGCCCGUAGCUAUUAUCCAAGGUGGCGGCAUAAGAUCUGCAAUCGCGGUUAGAGAAAUACCGACUGCAAUCACUAAAGGAGAUUUAAUAGCAGUUCUACCAUUUGAAGGAGUAUUGGUAGUUGUAACAAUGAAUGGUACUAUACUAAUGAAGAUGUUAGAGCACUCUUCGCUGGGAAACCAUGAGUUCGAUGAAGCUGUGGAUGGAGUUAUACCAUUUAUAAGAAAUUUAACUUCACCGGUAUUAGCUGCUAAUCUCAUUUUAGACGAAGAACCAGAUCUAAAGGCUGAAACAAAUCUAUAUAAAUCUAUUAUUUUAAGUAAGAACAAUGUAAAAAUUGGGAUUAUCGGUUACUUAACACCUGAAACAAAGUUUCUUGCUCCAAGAAAUAAAGUUAAUUAUGAAGAUGAAAUACCAGCAGUUAGGAGAGAAGUUCAGAAGUUAAAGCAAAAUGAUGUUAAUAUAAUUAUUGCUCUUGGUCAUUCUGGUUUCAUAAAGGAUUUGGAGAUUGCAAGUGAAGUUGAAGACAUUGAUAUUGUGAUAGGUGGACACUCGAACACAUUUUUAUCAAAUGUGAACACAACGGAAAUUCCCGAAUUUCCUCAGGGACCGUAUCCGACUAUUGUAAUGCAAAAAUCGGGAAGAAAGGUCCUAGUGGUGCAAGCGUACGCUUAUACUAAAUACAUGGGUAGCUUAUAUCUAACGUUUAAUGAAAAUGGUGACAUUAUAAAUUACGAAGGUAAUCCAAUUUUAUUGAAUAAUGCAAUACCACAGGACCCAGAUGUUUUAAAUAUAGUGAAGAAAUACCAUAGUGAAAUUGACCGUAUAAACAAUGUUGUUGUCGGAAGCUCUUUUACAUACCUGGAUGGAGAGAGUUGUAGAUUGUAUGAAUGUAACUUAGGAAACUUUUUAUGCGACGUUAUGAUUAACUACACGAAACAUUACCACGCUGAAUUUUCUCAAGUGAAUAUUGCUCUUAUUCAAGGUGGGAGGAUAAGAACGUCGAUAGACCAACCAAAGAAACCAUUCAAUUUAACAAGAGGCGAUUGGAUUACAGUCAUACCUUUUUCUGAUACACUCUGUAUAGUCCAUAUGAAUGGCAGCGUAUUAAUGAAAGCUCUAGAACAUUCGGUAGAUUCAUGGAGAAAAAUUGACGCAACGGGACAAUUUUUGCAAAUGUCCGGUGUAGAAGUAAUGUAUGAUUUAAAUAAGCUACCAGGAUCUCGCGUCAUUCAAGCAAAAGCUAUUUGUAGUGAUUGCAAUAGAUUCACAAACAUAGAAGAUAACUUACAAUACCAAAUAAUUAUGUCAGAAUUUUUAGCAGAUGGAGGAGACGGUUAUUUUAUGUUUGAAGGAUUAGAAAAAGAAAUUGUUUCAUACAACGAAGUUAGUUGCGCACUUGAUUAUUUGAGCAAGUUUAGUCCAAUCAAUCCCAAAGUAUCAGGACGUAUUAAAUUAUUAAAUGAAGACAAGAUUAUCAACAUUCCAGGUUUUAUAGAUGUCAACAUUGGGUCGCCAAACACUCUCUUACCUUCUGGGACAGAGAAAAGGCGAUUAGAUUUAGUAUUGGUUAUAACAAUAAUAUUGUGCAUUGUAUCUUCAUAGAGACUCUUGUUUUUCCAUAGAAACACUCAAUACUAAAAGAAGAUUUAAUGCCAUUAAAUGGAUCCAAAUUAAAUGAAGCUUGCAGAUCUCUUUGAUAAAAUUAAAAUAGCAUAAGUACCUACAAACAAAUCAGAACUAACAAAUAAAAGGAUCUUUCAGACUGGCAGAACACCUAACACUGAUCGGACUUGUCCGUACAGAAAAACGAUCAGGAAACAGGAUACAAAUUGCAUCUAGCUCAUAAUAGACAGACCGGAUGCUUUGUGUCAUUCAUGAGUCUCAUAUACUCUUCUAUUUUGAUUGUGUCAAAGCAUUUAGUUGUAAAAAAUGUGAUUAUCUAGUUUAUAUCGAAAGACAAAGAUACAAAGUAUCAUAUAAACAAAUAAAAUUAUAAAUAUAUAGAUAUAACAUACGUAUACCUACUAUUGUCAUACCUCAAUAAAGUACGUAUUUUUUAUUAUUUAGAAUAUAAAUCUUGUGUGUAACUUGCAAUGUGUAAUUUCUGCCGAACAUUGUUCCGCUAAGAAAAAUGUAUAUUAAAAGUUAUGUAAAUUCGCUUUUAGAUUAAAAUAUAAAUAUAGAGUAUAUAAAGAAAACACUAUAAUUACUACUAAUUGAAUAUUUUAUUAGUAUAUGUUGAAUUACAUUCGACUAUAUAUACUUCGACUAUACUUAUAUCUAACAAGCUAAGUAACCAGUAAAAUAAUAUAAUUUUUGGCAUAUUCCUUAUACAUGUAACAUACAGAUUUCUUCAAGAAAUUCAUAAUUUCUUCCCAAUAUUUCCGAAGAGUAUAAGCAUUAGUUUCUUGUUUACGAUUUUAAAUAUUAAUAAAACCUUACAGGAAGUA